UUUUGGGAACGCUGACACAUUGCAAAGGGGUCAGAGUGGGUGGUGGGUUAGGUGUAAUGUGGUUGUUGUUGAUGCGGAGGAAGGUAGGGGUGCUGACGGAAACAGACAAAAAUAUAAAGGUGGAAGUGAAAGUGGCCGUUAGAAACACUGAGUGUUUGUGGGCACAGCAGCAAAGAUGGAUAAGUUCACGACGGUUCUGAACAUUGCCAGGAAACAGACCAAUCUCGGUUUCGGGCUGGUUGCCCUGCUGACAGCGGGGGGGGAGCAGAUCUUCUCCUCGGUGGUCUUCAAAUGUCCCUGCAAUCAGCUCAACCUCCUGUACGGCAUGGUGUUCCUGCUGGUACCCGCUCUGGCUCUGCUGCUGCUUGGCUACAUCCUCAGCAAGAAGACGUGGAAGCUGUUCACGGGUCUGUGCCAGCGCAGGGCCGAGCUGUGCCGCUGGAAGAGGCUGGUUGCCGCCGGGACGGUCCUGUUCCAGAUCAGCACCACCGCGCUGGUGGCUCCUUCCAGCUGGGUUGCCGUGGCUCUGCUGAACGGGAACUACUACGAGUGCGCGAUGACCGGCAUCAACGUGAGCGCGUACAGCGAGCAUGUGUGCGCAGGUAGGAGCUCCGUGGUCCAGUGUCAGGAGGAGCUGUACACGUUUCCCUGUGGGAGCAGCAAAGUUCCCCAGGCAGAGAGACACGAUGUCCUGCUCACCCUGAGAGCUGAGUCUCAGAUUCUGGGUUGGCUGCUCAUUGCCUCCAUCAUGCUGUCCAACCUGCUGCUGUCCUGUGUGGCUCGGUGCAUGUCCCCCAUCAGCUACCUGCAGCUUAAGUUCUGGAGGGCGUAUGCUCAGGAGGAGAGCAACAUGAUGGAUUCAUACACUGCUAAGCAAGCCAAAGAGCUCGCUGAGAGGAACUUGAAGAGUUUCUUCAACCAGACACUGCCUGAAAACAUCCUCACCCCGUCGAACAGGGACUGGCAGAAGAUCUCCUCCCUCUACAAGUUCAGCACCAAAGACCACUACUACAGCACCUUGCACCGGUAUGUGGAGACGUUCCAGGAGAUGGAUAAUGAGAUGAUGAGGAUGGCUUCGGUUAAGUCAAGCGAGUCUGCUGACAACCAUCCUGCUGUUCUUACUUUUGUAGAUGAUGGCAGGAUGGUACUUUGAGGAGGUUUGACAGCAUCCAAGGAUUGUCUAUGUUAGGUUUAGACCUAAUAUAUGAUGAUAAGAACCAGUUUGCUUCAUCAUUACCAAAAUCACAUGAUGCAUAUAUCAUUGUGAUAGAUGAGGAACCCUAAAGGUUAGAAAAGAGUGACCAGAGGUCAGUGGAAAGUUUUGGACUGUGCACAUCUGGGUGGGAAAUGCUGCUGUGUAGGGUUGUGCGAUAUGAUUAUAUAUAUUGUGUGACGAUAAAAAUAAAAUUCAUAUUAUGCUUUGGUGAAACUACUCUGAAAGAAUAAAUGCUAAAAAAGAAAGAAAGAACGCUGCUUUGUAUUUAACUAAACAUAGUUGACUACAGCUAGUGGCUGAUAUUGAAGAAGAAAGAAAUUGUUGAAAAUAAAAACUGAAGUGAAUCAGAUUCCAUCAAACCACUCAAAACCAGCAGUGACUGUGGCAGCAUCACAUAGCAUCAACCCACUGGGCGCGCAAUAGUUGAUGCCCGUAUCAUAUGCUAGACGCUCCAUACAGACAGAAUAUAAGGGGUGCAUUAGCAAAUAUAUGUUAAUCUGGAGAGUGAGUUUAAUCCAAAUGCUAGCUUUCUGAAGAGCUGAUGUGUAAAUAGGUCAGGAGAGUAAAUGUGCAUCAGCCAUAUGACAUGCACCAAGAUGGUGCUGGUGUGUACAAAACAGUGGGUGCAGGCUGUAAUAACAUUAUGAAUAACCUGUAUAGCAGGUAUAAUGUUUACCAUCUUAGUUGAACAUGCUAAAGUAUAAAUAUUUUCUAAUUAGCACUUAAUAUAAAGUAAAUGGUAGAGUGAUUUAUAUUGUGCUUGUAUCAAAAAUGCUUUACAGUUUCCCUCUCAAUCACCCAUUCACACACACAGGUGUGUAAAUACACUGUAAAAAAGAAAAAGUGUGAAUCUUUACGUUUUAGAAAAAAAAGAAUCUGUAUUGUAAUGUCAUACUUUCAGUUGCAACUAUUUAAUUUUCAAGCACCAAAUAAUGAAAAAUGUGGUUCACAACUCACUGUUUUUAAUGCAAUACAUUCAAUUCAAUUCAAACAGAAGUUAUCUCGGGACACUUUUCAAAUAGAGCAGGUCUAGACCGAACUCCUUAUAACAUUUACAGAGACCCAAUAGUACCACCAAUGAGCAGUGACAACAGCAACAACAGUAACCGUACGUUAAUAAUACUUAUAAUAAUAAUAACACUAAUAUCA
Messenger RNA from Morone saxatilis (striped sea-bass), 2365 nucleotides. RefSeq names its product calcium homeostasis modulator family member 6 (gene calhm6). Gene Ontology annotation, molecular function: monoatomic cation channel activity. The transcript is spliced from 2 exons. The record is from RefSeq and is a predicted model, not a curated record. The coding region runs from base 176 to 1153 and encodes 325 amino acids. Lineage: Eukaryota; Metazoa; Chordata; Actinopteri; Moronidae.